Molecule: messenger RNA, 2760 nt
Organism: Closterium sp. Yama58-4
Lineage: Eukaryota; Viridiplantae; Streptophyta; Zygnematophyceae; Desmidiales; Closteriaceae
Source: the annotation of a GenBank genome assembly
AUGCACAAACGGUACCUUGUCUCUGGUCUUCCCAGGGUUCUCCCUCCCCUCCCACCCUCACCUGCUCCUCCCUGUCUUCCCUGUGUCGAGGGGCGGCAGCGCGCCGCUCCUCACUCCUCCUCGUUUCCCCCGACGACUGCUCCCUUGCAGACGCUCCACAUGGACGUGUGGGGCCCAGCCCGCGUCCGUGGUCAGGGUCAGGAGAGGUACUUCCUGAUAGUUGUUGACGACUACUCGCGCUACACCACGGUCUUCCCCUUGCGCACCAAGGGUGAGGUCCCUGAUGUUUUGAUCCCUUGGAUCAGCCGAGCCCGUCUCCAGCUAGGCAAGCGUUUCCGCUCGGACUUUCCUGUCCUGCGCUUGCACUCUGACAGAGGUGGUGAGUUCUCCUCCGACCUCUUGGCAGCCUACUGUGCGGAGCACGACAUUGAGCAGUCGUUCACGCUUCCGGCCUCUCCACAGCAGAAUGGGGUCGCUGAGCGCCGCAUUGGCUUGGUCAUGGAGGUUGCUCGUACCUCCUUGAUCCAUGCGGCUGCCCCCCACUUUCUGUGGCCGUUUGCGGUCCGAUACGCUGCGCAUCAGCUCAACCUCUGGCCCCGUGUCUCCUUACCGGAGACUUCCCCGACACUGCGGUGGACGGGAGAGGUUGGCGAUGCGUCGCGUUUUCGGGUCUGGGGAUCUCGAGCUUUUGUUCGCGAUACGUCUGCGGACAAGCUCUCCUCCCGCGCUGUUCCUUGUGUCUUCCUUGGCUUUGUCCCGGACGCGCCUGGUUGGCAGUUUUACCACGUCACCUCGCGCCGGGUUCUGCCUUCUCAGGACGUCACUUUCGACGAGUCCGUCCCCUACUACCGCCUCUUCCCCUACCGCACUGCCCCGCUUCCCCCCCCGCCUCUCUUCCUCGCGCCAGGUGCUGCUGUGGUAGACCCCCUCCCCCCUCAGGGUGCCGCUCCCUCAGGUGUGUCCCAGGUAGACCCGGUUGAGCCUGUCGAGGUAGCUGUCGAGUCUCGUCCUGCUAGGGGUGCUGAGCCUGAGCGUGCGGAGCCUGAGGGUGCUGAGCCUGGGGGUGCUGAGCCUGGGGGUACGGAGCCUGGGGGUGCUGAGCCUGGGGGUGCGGAGUCUGGGGGUGCUGAGCCUGGGGGUGCGGAGCCUGGGGGUGCUGAGCCUUGGGGUGCUGAGUCUGGAGGUGCUGAGCCUAGGAGUCCUACACCUGGAGGAGCCCUCUCCUCACAGCAGCUGCAGGAGAGGUACUUACAGUACUGCAGCCUCAGGAGAGGUGCCGCUGGAGCCAGUACUUCCCCUCCUACCCGGGAGCUCCCCUCCCUUCAGCGGAUCCGAGAGUGGUACACGCGGCGCUGCAGUCUUCGGAGUGGCGCUCCUGGUGCUGCUAGCGCUACUGGUGGUGCUGCUGGUGCUGCUGGAGGUGCUGCUGGUGCUGCGGACCCUGGAGUUGGAGGUUCUGCUGGUGCUCCGGACCCUGGAGUUGGGGGUGCUGCUGGUGCUGCGGACCCUGGAGCUGCUGGAGGUGCUGCUGGUGCUGCGGACCCUGGAGCUGCUGGAGGUGCUGCUGGUGCUGCGGACCCUGGAGUUCGAGGUGCUGCUGGUGCUGAGGACCCGGGCGUUGGAGCUGCUGCUGGUGCUGCGGACCCUGGAGUUGGAGCUGUGGCUGGUGCUGCGGACCCGGACGUUGGAGCUGCUGCUGGUGCUCUAGACCCGGGAGUUGGAGCUGCUGCUGGUGCUGAGGACCCUGACGCUGGUGUCUCUGCUGGUUCUGGCGACGCUGCGCGGCCGCGACCGUACUUCGUGCCGCUCCUUCAGCAGGUUCUUGGUCAGACUCCUCCUCCUUGUCCUCCUCCCUCCUUAGAGUGUCCUCCGCCUGUCCAGUCGCAGUCACAGUUACGGCCUGCCUCGCCUCUCCCUCGUCCUUCUCCUUACACUGGUCCGACAGGAGGUCUUACGGAGCGUCGUGAGCCUGAGUCUCGUCCUGUGUCGCCUGCGUCUCGCUCUGCGUCGCCUGUUCGUGCUGCUCGCACUGGUCGUCGUGUCCCACGUGAGCGUCCUCCUCCUGUCCCUAGCACUCACUACAUGACUCUGCGUCCCUCCACUGCUCCUCAGCGUAUCCCUCUGCCGUCUCCUCCUGCGUCCUCUCUACCUACUCUUCCUGACCCGGAGUCUGACUCCCGUCGUGCUGCCAGUCCCACUGUCACGCGUCUCCUCGCUACUAUUGUCACUGACCCUACCUUUGAGUCCUCUGCUGCGUCUGCUCUGGUCGCUGAGUUGGUUGACUUUGCUGCCAGGUGUCGUCUAGACUACGCCGCUAGCCUUGUUGCUGAGUCUGAGUCUGAGUCUGUCUGUCCUCCGUCCGUCGAGGGUGAGUGUGCUCUUGGCACGGACGUCCUUGAGGACAGACAGGAGGAGUUCCAGUGCUUUGCUGCUGCUUUGCCCCAUCUCGUGUCCAUGCUAGUUGCCCCUGAGGGAGACCCGGAUCCACCAGACAUCCGGACUCCUCGCUCUUACGCAGAGGCGAUGGCGGGUCCCUACUCCUCUCAGUGGCAGACAGCCAUGGACGCAGAGAUGGCUUCCUGGAAGUCCACAUGCACCUACGUCGACAAGGUUCCCCCACCUGGGGCGAACAUCGUCAGUGGCAUGUGGAUUUUCAGGGUGAAGCGGCCGCCGGGUUCUCCUCCUGUCUUCAAGGCGCGCUACGUCGCUCGACUCUGCUUGUUUUCUCCCACGAUACCCAGCCCCUCACCAUCAUCAUGA